UGGCUGAAGAUCCUGUGAGACUUCCAGGGGCUGCGCUCUUAUCCCUUCCUCGUCAGCAAAAAUGGGCCACUUCCAUGAGGGACCCUGCGGCGCUGGCCUGAAUGCCUGACUGCCACUCACCUCCGGAGAAUACGGUGUCUGAAAAGUGGCAGUGACAAAAGAAGAGACUCUCCUGGCUGAGGCGCUGGUUCAUGGAGAGAAGGAAGGAGGCAUUUUCUUAAUUGGUACCAUAUACAUCAGAUGGAUGGUUUCUAGCCUGCUUCCAAACCCCACCUCAGCUGAGUGCUGGGCAGCACUUCUACAUGAUCCUAUGACGCUUGAUAUGGACGCAGUCCUGUCAGACUUUGUUCGGUCCACGGGGGCAGAACCUGGUCUGGCCAGAGACCUGCUGGAAGGCAAAAACUGGGACUUAACAGCUGCUCUGAGCGACUAUGAACAACUCCGACAGGUGCACACAGCCAACUUGCCCCAUGUGUUCAAUGAAGGGAGGUGCCAUAAGCAGCCUGAGCGAGAGCCACACCAGCCGGGGCACAAGGUGGAGCGGCCUUGCCUGCAGAGGCAGGACGACAUUGCCCAAGAAAAGCGACUUUCCCGGGGGAUUUCACACGCCAGCUCAGCCAUUGUCUCCCUGGCCCGCUCCCACGUGGCCAGUGAGUGCAGCAAUGAGCAGUUCCCCCUGGAGAUGCCGAUCUACACGUUCCAGUUGCCGGAUCUGAGUGUGUACAGCGAGGACUUCAGGAGCUUCAUCGAGCGGGACUUGAUUGAGCAGGCAACCAUGGUCGCUUUGGAGCAGGCGGGUCGCCUGAACUGGUGGUCCACCGUGUGCACAAGCUGUAAACGGCUUCUUCCUCUGGCCACGACAGGGGAUGGGAACUGCCUGCUGCACGCAGCCUCACUGGGAAUGUGGGGUUUUCACGAUCGAGACCUGGUUUUGCGGAAAGCUCUCUACACCAUGAUGAGGACGGGUGCUGAGCGAGAAGCCCUGAAGCGGAGGUGGAGGUGGCAGCAGACGCAGCAGAACAAGGAGUCAGGGCUGGUGUACACGGAGGAGGAGUGGGAGCGAGAGUGGACGGAGCUGCUGAAGCUGGCCUCCAGCGAGCCGCGCACGCACUUCAGCAAGAACGGGGGCACCGGUGGUGGCGUAGACAACUCCGAGGACCCUGUGUACGAGAGCCUGGAAGAGUUCCACGUUUUCGUCUUGGCCCAUAUCCUACGCAGACCGAUCGUCGUGGUGGCAGACACGAUGCUGAGGGACUCGGGAGGAGAAGCAUUCGCACCCAUCCCCUUCGGAGGCAUUUACCUCCCGUUGGAAGUCCCUCCCAACAGAUGCCACUGCUCGCCUCUGGUCCUCGCCUACGAUCAAGCGCAUUUUUCGGCCCUUGUGAGCAUGGAGCAGAGAGACCAGCAGAGAGAACAAGCUGUGAUCCCCCUGACAGAUUCUGAGCACAAGCUGCUGCCCCUGCACUUUGCAGUGGACCCGGGGAAGGACUGGGAGUGGGGGAAAGACGACAACGAUAAUGCCCGGCUGGCCCACCUCAUCCUCUCUCUGGAAGCCAAACUGAACCUCCUGCACAGCUACAUGAACGUGACAUGGAUCCGGAUUCCCUCCGAGACGCGGGCUCCCCUGGCACAGCCGGAGUCGCCCACGGCCUCGGCGGGGGAGGACGUGCAGUCUCUGGCCGACUCCCUGGACUCGGACCGCGACUCCGUGUGCAGCAACUCCAACAGCAAUAACGGCAAGAGCGGCAAGGACAAGGAGAAGGACAAGCAGCGCAAGGAGAAGGACAAAACGCGCGCGGACUCCGUGGCCAACAAGCUGGGCAGCUUCAGCAAGACCCUGGGCAUUAAGCUGAAGAAGAACAUGGGCGGGCUGGGCGGCCUGGUGCACGGCAAGAUGGGCCGCUCCAACUCGGCCAACGGCAAGAACGGCGACGCGGCCGAGCGCGCCAAGGAGAAGAAGGCCAAGUCGCGCAAGGGCAGCAAGGAGGAGUCGGGCGCGUCGGCCAGCACGUCGCCGUCGGAGAAGACCACGCCGUCGCCCACGGACAAGGCGGCGGGCGCGUCGCCGGCGGAGAAGGGCGGCGGGCCGCGCGGCGACGCCUGGAAGUACAGCACGGACGUGAAGCUGAGCCUCAACAUCCUGCGCGCCGCCAUGCAGGGCGAGCGCAAGUUCAUCUUCGCCGGGCUGCUGCUCACGAGCCACCGGCACCAGUUCCACGAGGAGAUGAUCGGCUACUACCUGAGCAGCGCGCAGGAGCGCUUCAGCGCCGAGCAGGAGCAGCGGCGCCGCGACGCCGCCGCCAACGC
Messenger RNA from Chinchilla lanigera (long-tailed chinchilla), 2307 nucleotides. RefSeq names its product OTU deubiquitinase 7A (gene Otud7a). Gene Ontology annotation, molecular function: cysteine-type deubiquitinase activity; K63-linked polyubiquitin modification-dependent protein binding. The record is from RefSeq and is a predicted model, not a curated record. Gene Ontology annotation, biological process: protein deubiquitination involved in ubiquitin-dependent protein catabolic process; protein K63-linked deubiquitination; protein K11-linked deubiquitination. Lineage: Eukaryota; Metazoa; Chordata; Mammalia; Rodentia; Chinchillidae. Gene Ontology annotation, cellular component: cytoplasm; nucleus.